Dermochelys coriacea (leatherback sea turtle) is the source of this 1522-nucleotide messenger RNA. It is a transcript of the gene CLUL1, whose product is annotated as clusterin like 1. NCBI's taxonomy places the organism in Eukaryota, Metazoa, Chordata, Testudines, Dermochelyidae. The record is from RefSeq and is a predicted model, not a curated record.
CAGAGGAGUGAUAGAUUCCCGCCCCCACCACCAUAGAUAUUUGGAAUCUAGAGAUUCCGUCUCCUAACAGACUGUUAGUUCCAAGAGAGAACAUGAAGUCGUGCUGGCUAUUUCUGAUAUACCUAUUAUGGCUGAGGGGCCAUCAGUGUUCACCUAUAAAGGAGGAGGAAAUCAAUCCAUGGGAACACCUGAAAAUUUUAUCUGAAGUUGGUGAGAAAUAUGUAGAUGAAGAGGUAAAGAAAGCUCUGGUAGGCAUUAAGCAGAUGAAAGUUAUGAUGGAAAGAAAUGAAGAUAAACAUGUACAUCUGAUGAAAACCUUGAAGAAGAGCAGUGGAGAAAAGCAGGAGGCUCUCCAGCUUAUGGACGAAGUGAAAGAACAAUUAGAGGAAGAAGAAAGACAAUGUCAGGUGUCUCUGAGAAAUCUCUGGGAUGAAUGUAAAACUUGUUUAGAAAGUAAUUGCAUGAGAUUUUAUACAACCUGCCAGCACAGUUUGUCAACAUUUACAAGUAAGGUUUGAAGAUUUUUCAGGAAAAUGUCCUCCUUUGACUUUUACUUUUCUAUGAGGAUCAGGAAAGCACCUUCAUUAAAAUGAAAACCUGAGAAGGAGAGUGCCCAGUUAGUACAAAUGGAAGAUUUAUUUAGCCAGCUGUUAUCGGAUGUAGAGCACAAUAUUGAUAGCUUUGCUUUUGUCAAACAGAAUACAAAAGAAUUUGAUCAAUCUUUUCAAAUAUAUUAGUCUGAUCUGGACUUAACUGAGCCCUACUAUAUGCCAGCUUUCCCUGAGGAGCCUAUGAGAACAGGUUUUCAGAAAGACUGGGUGUAUGCCAGGCUCCUUCAGAUAUUUUUACUCAGCAAGACUCUGUUUGAAGGUGUAAGCGAGGUGAUUACUGAAGCAUUUGAUGAAUACACAGACAGUACAAGAGAUUUGCCAGAAGAAGCCAAAGAUUCUGACAAAAGUGGCAUGUUUUCAAAGAUCGUACCAGGACACAAGAGAGCUCUGUGUAAAGAGCUCCGUCAGAAUUCAUCAGGAUGCCCACAGUUUCAUGAGAGAUGCCAGAAAUGUCAGGAUAACCUGAUGAGAGACUGUCCAAAUGUUCCUGAACUACACAUAAAGCUUGAUGAAGCCUUUAAGCUGGUUAAUGUCUCGGAUGAACAGUAUGAGCAGAUCCUCCAGGUGAUUCAGCGUCACACAGAAGACACUUCCUACUUGUUGGGCAAAAUGAAAGAAAGGUUCGGGUGGGUGUCAGAACUAUCCAACAUGACCAUCGGACCAGAAAACAUUUUCAAUAUAGUAAAGGUGUCACCAAGUAUCCAAGGAGCAGAUUCUUCCAGUCUGAAUGAAACAAUGGUAGAUGUGAAUAUUCUGACUUCACCUACUUUCACAAUUAAGGUUCCUCAUGAUUUAGUUAUAGGGAGCUCUGAGUUCAUUGAAUAUGUAGCUGGGAAAGCUUUGCAACUUUACAAGCAGACUUUUUAAGGACGGUAUGUUGUUUCUCUUUGUAUAGUGAACUUAAAACUUAG